Messenger RNA from Egretta garzetta (little egret), 1434 nucleotides. It is a transcript of the gene P4HA3, whose product is annotated as prolyl 4-hydroxylase subunit alpha 3. The record is from RefSeq and is a predicted model, not a curated record. Gene Ontology annotation, cellular component: endoplasmic reticulum. Gene Ontology annotation, biological process: peptidyl-proline hydroxylation to 4-hydroxy-L-proline. Gene Ontology annotation, molecular function: iron ion binding; protein binding; procollagen-proline 4-dioxygenase activity. The transcript is spliced from 14 exons. NCBI's taxonomy places the organism in Eukaryota, Metazoa, Chordata, Aves, Pelecaniformes, Ardeidae. The coding region runs from base 1 to 1434 and encodes 477 amino acids.
AUGGGGACAUGGGACAUGGAAUGGUUUUAUGAGAAGGUCCAGGCGCUGCACCAGGACCCCAAGGCCUCGGUGGACAACCCCUUGCUGGCCUUCAGCCUCAUCAAGCGUCUCCACUCCGACUGGCCCAAUGUCAUCUACAGUGAUGAGGCCACCGAGAACACCCAGGCACUCCAUGCUGGCUUCAAGGAGGUGGAGCAGGAGCUGCCUGGAGCCGAGGACCUGGACGGGGCUGCCCGGGCACUGAUGCGGCUGCAGGAUGUCUACUCACUCAGUGUCAAGGGCAUGGCCAAUGGCGUCUUCCAGCGAGCUGGUGCUGGCCGGCCACCCCUCUACAGCCCCGGCCGGCGCGUCUCCCUCUCCGCCGAUGACUGCUUCCAUGUGGGCAAGGUUGCCUAUGACACGGGUGACUACUACCACUCCAUCGCAUGGCUGGAGGAGGCCGUUGGCCUCUUCCGCCGCUCCUACGGCAGCUGGAACCCUGAGGACCGGAGCAGCCUGGAGGAUGCUCUGGACCAUCUUGCUUUCUCCUACUUCAUGGCUGGAAACAUCUCCCACGCCUUGAGCCUCUCUAGGGAGUUUCUCCACUAUGACCCCAGUAACCGACGGGUGGCGAGGAACGUGGCCAAGUACGAGAAGCUGCUGGAGACGGGGACAGCGGUGAGCGCUGGACCCCUGCGACGCCCCAAUGGCACCCACCUGCAGAGCCGUGACGCCUACGAGGAGCUGUGCCAGCGCCCAGGGGGGCAGCUGGCCCCAGAGCAUCUCCCCCAUCUCAGCUGCUCUUACGAGACCAACGGUAGCCCCUACCUCCUUCUCCAGCCUGCCAAGAAGGAGAUGGUCCGGAUCCGACCCUACGUGGCUUUGUACCACGAUUUCAUCAGCGAUGCUGAGGCUGAGACCAUCAAGGGGUUGGCAGGGCCCUGGCUGCAGAGGUCCGUGGUCGCCUCUGGGGAGAAGCAGCAGAAAGCCGAAUACCGGAUAAGCAAGAGCGCCUGGCUGAAGGACACCGCCGACCCGGUGGUGCGGGCAUUGGAGCAGCGCAUCGCUGCCGUCACCGGCCUGGACCUGCGGCCACCCUAUGCCGAGUACCUGCAGGUGGUCAACUAUGGGUUGGGAGGCCACUACGAGCCACACUUCGACCAUGCCACGUCCAGGAAGAGCCCCCUUUACAGAAUGAAGUCGGGCAACAGGAUCGCCACCGUCAUGAUCUACCUGAGCGCGGUGGAGGCUGGGGGGGCCCGUGCCAAAACCUGGGGCUCCCACCCCCUCUCUGCUCCGCAGAACGCAGCUCUCUUCUGGUGGAACCUGCGGAGGAACGGGGACGGUGACGGGGACACCCUGCACGCUGGCUGCCCCGUCCUGGCCGGGGACAAGUGGGUGGCGAAUAAGUGGAUCCACGAGCACGGGCAGGAGUUUCGGGGGCAAGUGCUGUAA